AUGACCGAUUUAUUACUCGACCCGGCCAUCAGAACAUGGGUUUUCCUACCGAUCGUCGUCAUCACAUUCUUCAUCGGAAUUCUGAGACACUAUGUCUCAUUGCUUUUAAUGAAUAAAAAAAAGGUGGAACUGGAGAAUAUAGCCGACGGACAAUACUUGCUACGAGCCAGACUACUCAGAGAAAACGGGCGAUUCUUGCCGAAGACGUCAUUCAAUGCGAGACGGCAAUACUUGUGUGCCGAGGAAACUGGAUACUUGUCAAAAGCACAACAGAGGCCAGCUAAAGGACCGAAUCCAAUGGAUCCAAGUCAAAUGACUGAAAUGUUGAAGGGAAAUAUGAUGAAUAUGAUCCCAAUGAUCGUCGUCGGAGGAUGGAUCAAUUGGACAUUCUCCGGAUUCGUGACCACCCGAGUUCCAUUCCCACUGACUCUCAAAUUCAAAGCGAUGCUUCAAAGAGGAGUUGAUCUCGUUUCCCUUGAUUCUGCCUGGGUCUCCUCAGCUUCCUGGUACUUCCUUUGUAUGUUCGGCCUUCGAUCAAUCUACACACUUGUUCUCGGAAGUGAAAAUGCUGCUGAUCAGAGUAAAGCGAUGGAAGAUCAAAUGGCAAUGACUGGCUCUGCAGUGAAUCCACAAGCCGAUCCACGUGCCGCAUUCAAAGGAGAAUGGGAGGCUCUUCAAAUGAUCCAACAUCAAUUUGCUCUCUAAACGUGUACUUUCCAAACAUUUGUGUUUCACUGAUUUAUUUAUUUGACAUUCGAUUUGUUUUUUUUUCCAAUAUAAUAUAAAAGUUAUAAAUAAGUAA
Messenger RNA from Caenorhabditis elegans, 802 nucleotides. RefSeq names its product ER membrane protein complex subunit 3 (gene emc-3). The transcript is spliced from 3 exons. NCBI's taxonomy places the organism in Eukaryota, Metazoa, Nematoda, Chromadorea, Rhabditida, Rhabditidae. Bases 1 to 705 code for a protein of 234 amino acids. The record is from RefSeq and is marked reviewed. Gene Ontology annotation, cellular component: membrane.